Phoenix dactylifera (date palm) is the source of this 2192-nucleotide messenger RNA. Its product is annotated as phospho-2-dehydro-3-deoxyheptonate aldolase 2, chloroplastic-like. The record is from RefSeq and is a predicted model, not a curated record. Gene Ontology annotation, molecular function: 3-deoxy-7-phosphoheptulonate synthase activity. NCBI's taxonomy places the organism in Eukaryota, Viridiplantae, Streptophyta, Magnoliopsida, Arecales, Arecaceae. Gene Ontology annotation, biological process: aromatic amino acid biosynthetic process.
GCCUGUCUCUUUUGCCCAACGUGUCCGCCUCUUCUUUCCCCAAACAACCAAAGCCCACGUGUUCUCACCUCCUCACCGGGCGGGGACGGGAUCCCCGAGCGGCGGCGAAGACCACCUGACGAAACAGACGACGGCCCCGUCGACGAGACAUCCUCCUCAUCUUUAUCCUCCUUGAAAACCCUCCCCCAAACCAGCAAACCUAUCCACCCAUGGCGGCGCUCGUCGCUGGCGGCAACGCCACCGCCACCGCCUCCCUCCUCCCGGCCACCACCACCAACUGCAAGAACCGCUCCGCCGCCUCCUCCCACAAAACCCCAGCUUUCGCAACGAAUCAUAUCGCUUCGUCUCUGUCCUUGAGAGGAAAGGCGAGGUCUUCUUCUUCUUCUGCUUCUGCUUCUUCUUCGAAUUGGGCCAAGGAUAGCUGGAAAUCGAAGAGGGCGCUCCAAAUCCCGACCUACCCAAACCAGGAGGAGCUGGAGACGGUGCUUCGGAACCUGGAGACGUACCCCCCUCUGGUGUUUGCAGGGGAGGCGCGGAAGCUGGAGGAGAGGCUAGCGGAGGCCGCCGUUGGGCGGGCAUUCCUGCUCCAGGGUGGGGACUGCGCCGAGAGCUUCAAGGAGUUCAACGCCAACAACAUCAGGGACACACUUAGGGUUUUGUUGCAGAUGGGCGUCGUCUUGACAUUCGGAGGGCAGAUGCCUAUCAUCAAGGUUGGGAGGAUGGCUGGCCAGUUUGCUAAACCCAGAUCUGAUUCAUUUGAAACCAGAGAUGGUGUGAGGCUUCCUAGUUAUCAGGGAGACAACAUCAAUAGUGAUGUCUUUGAUGAGAAAGCUCGAGAGCCUGAUCCAAAAAGGUUGCUUCAAGCAUAUAGCCAGUCUGCAGGCACCCUGAAUCUUCUGAGAGCAUUUGCUACUGGUGGUUAUGCAUCCAUCCAGAGAGUCACACAAUGGAAACUUGAUUUUGUAGAGCACAGCGAACAAGGAGACAGGUAUAUGGAGCUUGCACAGAGGGUUGAUGAAGCUAUUGGAUUUAUGGUGGCUGCCGGUCUGACUGCCGACCAUCCCAUAAUGACAACGACUGAAUUUUGGACAUCGCAUGAAUGCCUUCACUUACCAUACGAGCAGGCAUUGACCAGGGAGGAUUCAACAUCCGGACAAUAUUAUGAUUGUUCAGCCCACAUGCUUUGGGUUGGUGAGAGGACCCGACAGCUGGAUGGUGCCCAUGUUGAAUUUCUCCGUGGAGUUGCCAAUCCUUUGGGCAUAAAGGUGAGUGACAAAAUGGAUCCGUCAGAGCUUGUGAAAUUGUGUGAGAUUUUAAAUCCUCAUAACAAGCCAGGAAGGCUGACCAUAAUCACAAGAAUGGGUGCUGAGAACAUGCGCGUGAAGCUUUUUCAGCUGAUUAGAGCUGUGCGCCAAGCUGGACUGAUAGUUACUUGGGUGAGCGACCCGAUGCAUGGAAACACCAUGAAGGCUCCGUGUGGCUUGAAAACACGUGCAUUUGAUGCGAUCAGAUCCGAACUAAGGGCCUUCUUCGAUGUUCAUGAACAAGAGGGAAGCCACCCAGGAGGGGUUCACUUGGAAAUGACAGGGCAGAAUGUUACAGAGUGCAUUGGUGGAUCCAAGGUGGUGACCUUUGAUGACUUGAGCUCUCGAUACCACACGCACUGUGAUCCCAGGCUCAACGCUUCGCAGUCUCUAGAGUUGGCUUUUGCCAUUGCCGAAAGGCUGAGGAAAAGAAGGAUUAGGUCAUGGAGUAAGUGGGUUUUCAAUGAACAACCCCAAUCUGCUGUUAUGUAGAAAAGCAAGCACAGCCUGCCAUGUUGUUUAGUUCCUUUUUUCGCUGCAUCUCGGUUUGAAGACCAAACAGUUAGAGCCAGUCUGUUCGUGCUACAUAUCGCAUCUUUCUUCUGGUAAAAGACUUCUCUGUCGAAAUCUGAGGGACAGAUUUGAUUUCUGUGUUUGCUCGAGUUGCCAGUUUUUGGGUGUAGAAGCUGUAAAAUAGAGCAAGUUGUUCUGUUGCUCUGACAUUGCUAGCAUUUGGUUUGGUCUGAUUACGAUAGGACCUGCACUGAUCUCACAAAUGCUGUGCAAUUCUAUUUAUAAAAUCCAACGGUAGGGCUGUACAGUCGUGGAACAAUGCCUGUAUUGAGGCUUUUGAGCCUACUGUAGUAUUGAAGUAGGAUGUUGUCUGCA